GAUUUCAUGUCCUCCUGCAGUAACAGACGAUAACAGCAUGAGGGCGCUGCUUGCCGCGGUGUGUGUACUGGCUAUCGUAGCCGUACAACUGUCAUCAGCCAAUCCCACCUGCACGCCACUGUACAGAAAACUAUGCAGAGUUUCCGACUGGAGCGUCUGGAGCCCGAAGGACAACAUCUUCGGCUGCAGUCGGGUCUUCCGAACACGCGAGGUGAUCGACAACCCGCUGGGGAGCACUGCCUGCUGCCCUCCACUGAGGGAGGAGAAGGAACAAUGCGGGAUUCCCACAAAAGAGCAGACAGUCGGGGCCAUGUCCUCGGGCUUCCUGGGCCCUCUCAGCGGAGACGGCUUCCGCAAGGCCGACGGGUCCACCGACGUCAUCGACAUGGUGUUCCUCUUCGACAAGAGCGGCAGCGUCAGGGAGGUGAACUUCAACGACGCCAAGCAGAACAUUCAGGAUCUGAUUGAUAACUUCCCCACGCCCGUGGACCAGGCGAACACCCGUGUGGCCGCUAUCUCCUUCUCAGACGAAGAGAGGACCCGUGUGGAGUUCGACUUCACGCAGACCGUCAGCCGGGACCAAGUCAAGGCCGCACUGGGCAACAUCGAUUACGAAAGAGGUUGGACGGCCACCGGCACGGCUCUGGAGUUGGCCCGUGAUAACGUGUUCCAGUCCGUGGCCGGGUCUCGUGCCAACGCCGCCAAGAUUCUCUUCCUCAUCACGGACGGCAAGUCCAACCGCGGAGCGGCGCCUAUCCCCAUCGCAGACCAGCUCAAGGGCAACGACGUUGAGAUGUUCGCGUUCGCCGUGGGGCCUGAGAACCAGAUUAACGAGGACGAGCUGCGCAGCAUAGUCUCGGAACCCGUCCCCGAACACCUGUUCUACGCCGGCAGCUUCUCCGCCAUGUCCGACGUCUUCGACGACUUCAUCACUAUCCUCAGGGAGAGAUUCGGAGGAGGCUCCUCCUUUUCGACCACCGAUGAUGAGUACGAUUACGACUACGGCUUCUUCCGUCGGUGAGAAGGAACAGAAACAAGAG
Molecule: messenger RNA, 1040 nt
Organism: Branchiostoma belcheri (Belcher's lancelet)
Lineage: Eukaryota; Metazoa; Chordata; Leptocardii; Amphioxiformes; Branchiostomatidae
Product: cartilage matrix protein-like
Exons: 7
Coding region: 38-1021 (327 amino acids)
Source: RefSeq, a predicted model, not a curated record